AUGCACCCAGCAACGACUGAAGCGCGAGCGCGCCGAGCAGGAGAAAUUCGCCCAGCUGCAAACCCAGUCUCCAGCAGGCCGCAACGCAGCCCUUAUAUUCGGUACACCCUUGUGUUCUUCUCCACGGGCGCCUACUACCUGGGAUCUCUCAAGCCCGCCGCCCUCCCCUCAUCCUCGACAACACCACUUUCCGAAGUCGAUGCACCCAAGCACAAUGUAUCCGCCUCCAAUCUGCAAGCCGCAUGGGCGGAUUUCGUCGCAAUUCUCGGCUCGGAGAAUGUAUCCACGGCAGCCGGCGAUCUGGAGUCGCAUUCCGGCUCAGAUUGGUCUUCUUACUCCGCCAAGGCUAAUGAGAAACCAUUCCUGAUUUUGUACCCGUCAACCACGGAGGAGGUCUCACAGAUCAUGAAAGUCUGUCACCAGCGGGUGAUCCCCGUGACGCCGUAUUCCGGCGGAACCAGCCUGGAAGGCCACUUUGCGUCCACGAGAGGUGGGGUGUGUAUUGAUUUCCGGCGCAUGGAUAAGAUCCUGCAGUUGCAUAAGCGGGAUUUGGAUGUGGUUGUGCAGCCCGCGCUUGGGUGGGAAGAGUUGAAUGAGGUCAUUGGAAAGGACGGACUGUUCUUCCCGCCUGAUCCUGGCCCCGGAGCGAUGAUUGGUGGUAUGGUUGGGACAGGGUGCUCGGGAACGAACGCGUACCGUUAUGGAACUAUGCGCGAGUGGGUGCUGUCGCUUACAGUGGUUCUUGCCGAUGGAACUGUUAUCAAGACUCGACAGCGACCUCGCAAGUCCAGCGCUGGCUACGAUCUCACUAAGCUGUUUAUUGGAAGCGAGGGCACCCUUGGUCUAGUUACAGAGGCAACUUUGAAAUUGACCGUCAAGCCGCAAAGCCAGAAUGUGGCUGUUGCGAGCUUCGGCACCAUCUCCAACGCUGCGGAAUGUGUGACGAACGUUGUCGAGGCUGGUAUUCCCGUUGCCGGUGUUGAGAUUUUGGAUGACAUCCAGAUGAAGUGUAUCAACGCUAGCAAGACCACCAGUCGUCAGUGGAAGGAGUCUCCUACUCUAUUCUUCAAGUUCACUGGUACACAGGCUGCGGUCAAGGAGCAAAUCAAUAUGGUGCAGAAGAUCGUCUCCGGCACUUCGGGCAAAUCCUUUGAGUUUGCCAAGGGUGAAGAGGAAAUGACUGAGCUCUGGAGCGCCCGCAAGGAGGCACUGUGGAGUGUCAUGGCUAUGAAGAGAACGCCCGAUGACCACGUCUGGACGACUGAUGUCGCGGUGCCGAUGAGCAAGCUGCCUGAUAUCAUGGAGGCUACCAAGGAAGACAUGACCAAGAAUGGAUUGUUGGCUGGUAUCUGUGGCCACGUCGGAGAUGGAAACUUCCACGCAAUCAUUUUGUUCAAUGAAAACGAGAAGAAGAAGGCCGAGGGCGUUGUGCACCGAAUGGUGAAACGUGCCGUCGAGAUGGAGGGCACUGUCACUGGUGAGCACGGUGUUGGUCUCGUCAAGCGAGACUACCUUGAGCACGAGUUGGGCGAAUCUACAGUUGACGCUAUGCGCCGGCUGAAAUUGGCCCUUGAUCCCCUGCGCCUGCUCAACUGCGACAAGGUUGUCCGCACCGAGCAGCCUGCGCCCGGAGAAGUCAAGGAAUGGUAG
Molecule: messenger RNA, 1650 nt
Organism: Penicillium salamii
Lineage: Eukaryota; Fungi; Ascomycota; Eurotiomycetes; Eurotiales; Aspergillaceae
Source: the annotation of a GenBank genome assembly